UAUAUUUUGUGACAGCACAAAAAUAGUAGUUGUGUUUUUUUUUUAUUUUUAUUUUUGUGCGCUUUUUUUAAAGGAUUCUAUUCUCCGCGAAUUCCCAUGGCCAAAUGAGUCAAACGUCGAUGAUAUGGAUAAUCUAGAAUCAAAAACUCGUAAUAACAUCCCGAAACACAUAUCCUCGGAUUUAAUAACUCUUCCUUUUAUAUGUGUUUUGUUAUUUAUUAUUCUAAUAAUUUUGGAGAAAUUUUUCAAGAACGAUAGUAAUCAUUAUGCUUCAGCUACCAACAUAUCCAUACCUAACGAUCUGCCAAUGGUAUAUGCAAACACCAGGAUAACAGAUCCUUUACAUUCCUGUGGUGAUACAUUUUUUUCUCAAGAAAUUCUUCAACCAAGUAAUCCUCUUCAAUCUAUGUGCGUGAAGUCACAGCAAUCGAAGAAUUUGAAUUUACCGGGCUCUUCGAUUACGAAGGUACAUUCUGAACAUUUGCAACAUUCUCAAAGCACGCAAACGAGCUUGAGAAUUUUAAGUAAAGCUACUAAAUCACAAGAAUGGGUUGUACGACGUACCAGAAGUGGUCAAAUUUAUGGAAAAUAUCCUGUAUAAAUGAUAAAAACGUUUCUCUACUGUAGAAUUAUUUUCUUUCUUUCUUUUUUUUUUUUAUUGACAGGAUUGUUUUUAUAUUUAUUGGAUUUUACUGAUUAGCAAUUUUUAUAUUUUUUUAUUUUAAUAUCUCUCAUUUUGUAUAACAAAAUUUAUUUAUUUAUUUAUAUAAGAAAUUUGCAUUUAUAACCUUUUAAUUUCAUAUGCAUUUAUAUACAUCUUUUUAGUAUGAUUAUUUACAUCGAUUAGGAUUAUGCUACGUUUCUUUGUAUAUGAAUUUGUGCAGACUUGUGUAUUAAAUUUAUCUUUUUUAUUGAUAUAAAUUUU
This is a messenger RNA of Vespula vulgaris, 925 nucleotides long. RefSeq lists its product as uncharacterized. NCBI's taxonomy places the organism in Eukaryota, Metazoa, Arthropoda, Insecta, Hymenoptera, Vespidae. The record is from RefSeq and is a predicted model, not a curated record. The coding region runs from base 125 to 601 and encodes 158 amino acids. The transcript has 2 exons.